Molecule: messenger RNA, 2065 nt
Organism: Hypoxylon trugodes
Lineage: Eukaryota; Fungi; Ascomycota; Sordariomycetes; Xylariales; Hypoxylaceae
Product: SIR2-like domain-containing protein
Exons: 6
Coding region: 1-1920 (639 amino acids)
Source: RefSeq, a predicted model, not a curated record
AUGCCACCCAAAGGUAAAGUUGACCGACGAGAAGAGAAUGAGUUGCGGAGGGAAAGGAGGAGAACGCAGAAAGAGAAUAUAACAAGAAUCAGAAUCGCACUGAGUAAGGGAAAAUUGGCUAUUUGUGUUGGAUCGGGUGUAACCCUAUAUUCAGUUCGUGCUGGCGAAAGAAGACGUAUGGGUUGGGCCGGCCUUAUCAAGAAUGCGCUCCAAUGGCUCGAGAACCAAGCAGGACCGAUUGCAAAUCAAUACAGGGCCGACAUGGACUAUGCACGGGAAAUACUAGCACGUCAGCAGAUUGGGGAUCAAGAUCUUUUCGAGGCUAUCAAUAGGUUACAAAAAGUCAUGUCAAAGCGUAAUGACCUUUUCUCAUCAUGGCUGAGGCACCAAUUCGAAACUCUGUAUACUCUCAUCACUCGCCCGCAAAUUCUUGAUAGUCUGCGGGAGCUUCACCGAAAGGGGGCUAUGUUGUUCACCACGAACUAUGAUGAUCUGCUGGAAAAGCAUAUUGGGAUUCCAUCUCUUACUCGCACCGAUGAAAAUGGCGUACUUGCGUACGAACGAAAAUCUCUUGAUGCGGUAUUUCAUAUCCAUGGCCAUUGGCAAGAUCCUGGAACUGUUGUACUAUCUGCAGAACAUUACUACACCGUUAAAACGCACGCUGGUGUCCAGGAAACAUUGAGCCACCUCCUGGCUACCAAGACCGUACUUUUUGUUGGAUGCGGUGGCGGUUUGGGAGAUCCUAAUGUUGGUCCGCUCUUACGAUGGAUUGGAAAUAGACAUGCACAGCGUGGAGCCGGCCACUACAUUUUGCUCGCUAAACACCAAAGGAACCCGGUGCCUGACUUAUCGUUGAACCAUUGCGUCUGUGCUAAUUAUGAUGCUAUUGCUCCGUGGUUAAUGGGGCUUCUGCCUGAUGAUGACCAACGUGAGGGUCUUGUUCAUGAAUUGCCAAGCAACAGCCGACGGUUGAACGUUUUUAACUGGCUUUCGCCGUACGACCAAACCGGGUUCUUGGAUGCGAACUUAAAUCGACAGAGCGGCGCUCCUAUCCCAUUCCACCACUUGGUCACGCAUCGUGAGGAUUUCUGGGAGGCAGAUGGACGUAACUUCAGUUUUAUGUGGGCUAUCGCGGAAAGAGAUGAGGGUAAGACGAUGUUCUGUUCUUCGGUAAUAGAUGCCACUAGACAGGCUUGCAGAUUAGCAACUACCCGACGAAGUCGAGAUUCCCUUGCUUACUUCUUCUGUGCAACAUACGACCUGAAUAAUCCAGGAGAGCGAGCUCAGUACGACUUCAGCGAAUUCUGUCGUACCGUCCUGAAUCAAUUGUGUCCGCCAAACAGAGUCUACCCGGCCCUUCGCGAGUUAUGUGCUCAAUGCACGCAAUACCACCCUGCAAGGCAACCGACUAAUGCAGAGCUUCAGCAGGCUCUCAUUGGCGUCAUUAGUGAGCUUGACCGCGAAUUUCGAGGGUCCCAGGGUGAUGUAAUUUCACCGGGAGAGACGUACCUGAUACUCGAUGGGAUCGACGGCCUACCCGCUGAUAGACAACCUGAUUAUCUGAUAUUCUUAAGAGAAUUGAACAACCACCAGUUUCAGCAUUUCCAUAUACUAAUAUCUAGCAACUCCCUGCCGUGGCUUAAUUUAUGGCUAAGCGGUGGAACACCUCAACAGCCAUGGGUUCGAACCUAUAUAAACUGGGAUCAGCACAUGGUACCUAUAAGGGCUGAAUUCAUUACCAGGUUCCUCGAUAAGAUGGUUAUGCGCGGGUUACACGAUCCUCUCCAGAGAGAUUUCAUUUAUGACUCGCUGAGAUUUACUCCGCUUAGCUUUCAUGAUGUAUAUUUGGUAUUGCAAGGGUUGUGGAAUUUGCCAGCUUUCACUGUGCCAGCUAUUCAAGCUCAAAUAUUCGGACCAUAAUACGGAUGCAUCGAUAUAUAUGGUUAGGAUAGUUGAGACAAGAAAAGAAAGAAGGAAAGAAAGAAGAAGAAGAGAGAGAUAAAGAGAUAAAGAGAUAGAUAUCAAUUGAUGAGGUUAUGUAAUAUUGAGCACAGUUCACACAGUC